AAAUUACUGAUUGAGCGAUUACUAAGAAAAUGGCACAGAGCAUGGAGAUCAUUGAAUUGAUGUCAGAUGAAGAAGAGACUGUAAAGAAAACGAAAUCUAAAGUGUGCAAUAGUAAUUGUGUUAAUUUUAAAUGUAGUUCUGGAGUUGAUAUGAGAUUGGCACCUUCUUUUGCAUGCGCAUUCUAUGGCGUUUCGCUUGAGAAGAAGAAAAAAAAGCGUAUAAUAUGUAAAGAAUGUUUUGAUGCUGCAUUAAAACAUCAGAGGCAAUUGGUAACAGCCUUUACACAGAAUAAAUCACUAUUAGAUUGUCAUUUUCCGGAUCAUACAAUGGAAGUAGAAAUUUCUGACAGUGAUGAAUCUGAUGAUGAGAAAAAGGAGCCAGAUAGUAAUGAAUAUAUUCCAGAAGAUGUAAUUUUAGACAUUAAAGAUAAAUUGGAUGACACAUUGUCAUAUCUCUUCAAAAAGUAUAAUGUACACCAGCAUACGAAAGUUGCAUGUGAAACCUUGAGCAAGAGAUGGCGAAAUAUAUGUGCGGCAAAUGAUUCUCUCAAUACCGAGAUACGGGAAGUGAUGUGCAACAUGGAUAAAUUGCGCAACAAUCUAUACGACGAUUUUAGACCGCCAAUUGAAAUGCUCGAAGAGUUGCAAAUAAAUGACGGAGUCAUAGGAAACGCUCUUGUGGCAACUAAGAAGGUAACUCAGAUGCGUGUUCCGCUUUCCUCAGUACAACAAGAAAAUCAGCUGGAGGUUUUAGCGAUUGAACCGUCGGGUACUAAAAGUACACGAAUUCCUAAUUUACCGCCAACUGGUCCACUUGUGAAACGAUCUCCACAUGCGGAUGAUAUUGUUUAUGUCAUGAAAACACCUUUUAUGCCAUGGAUUAAAGCUAAGGUCCAAAGUAUAGUCUCGUCAAAUCCAUGGGCUGUACGUGUAAAAUUAAUUCAGAAGAAGUAUAACGCAGCGAUUAAAACUCUUUCUGGUAAACUGAUAGCGUUAGCCGAACAGAGUAAAGUUCUAAUCCCAGUAGGAACACGAGUUGUAGCAAUAUUUCAUGAUGUCACUUCUAGUAAUUAUUACAGUGGAAUAAUCGCUGAGACACCAAAAUCAAUAAAUAAAUAUAGGUAUCUAGUUUUUGAUGAUGGUUAUGCUCAAUAUGUUACUCAUAAUGACAUCUUCUUGGUUUUGGAGACGUCGUCACGUAUAUGGGAAGACAUUCCCAUUGAAUCACGAGAGUUUGUAAAGAAAUACUUGGAGUCGUAUCCCGAAAGGCCGAUGGUAAAGUUACAACCGGGCCAAAUGGUUAAAACUGAAUGGAAGGGUAAAUGGUGGCUCGCGAGAGUUGUGCUAGUUGACGCGAGUUUAGUGCAAAUGCAUUUUGAUGCCGAUGGGAGAACCGAGUGGAUUUAUCGUGGAUCGACUAGAUUAGGUCCUUUAUACAUCGAAGUAAUGAAAGCCAAUGCAAGACAACUUCAACAGUCCGGCAAUGUGCAUACUCGACAUCGUAUUCCUGCCACAUCUAAUAAAAGUAAUUUACCUUACGUCGAAUAUACAUCCAACGUGGAAGAAGAAGUAAUGCAAAAUACGGUGCAAGUAUCAGAGAAAGCAACAGUUGCUACAAGUGCGUCUAGUACACCAUCCACUACAGCACAACAACCGCGUGCAGUAGCUAGAAAGAGUACGGCUAAAAGGCAGAAUAAUGUAGAUUCUACAACAUACAAUUCCACAGUGGAAACAAAACCGUCACAUAGUAUUGUUUUUUAUCAUACGCAACGAGAAUACGAGCCGAAGAAGUAUGUUGUUCAUAAAUGUGGGCCAAAAUGUAUUAAGGGCAUCAAGGUUUCGCAAGACGAUCUCAAAGGGCUCUCUCCACUUUCUGUUCCUCUGUUAUGCGGCUGGCAUCGUCAGCUUUGCAAAUUUUCCAAAGGCAAGAAAGUUAUCUUGUAUCAAACACCAUGUGGUGUCAGGUUGCGAAGUAUGGAAGAGCUACAUCGUUAUCUGCGCGUUACUAAUAGCACAUUGUCCGUUGAUUUAUUUGAUUUUGAUUAUUGGGUGCGCGCCGUUGCCGAUUUCGUCGUGGAGAAGUGCUUUAUUAACAUCAAGGAUCUUAGUUAUGGUGUGGAAAAUGUACCAAUACCAUGCGUGAACGAUUUGGAUCAUACUCAACCGGAUACCAUAAGAUAUACCACACGUCGAGAGCCAACGGAAGGUGUCAAUCUAAAUCUAGAUCCUGCAUUCUUGUGCAGUUGCGAUUGUGAGGAUGAUUGUCAGGAUAAAACGAAAUGUCAAUGCUGGCAGUUGACAAUACAAGGGGCAACUCUGGGAGGGAAAAUGCCGAACACUGCCGUCGGUUAUAUUUACAAACGCUUGCCCGAACCGGUGACCACAGGAAUCUACGAGUGCAACUCGGGUUGCAAGUGUUCUGUGAAGACAUGUCUCAAUAGAGUCGUGCAGCAUCCUCUCAGAUUGAAAUUGCAAGUAUUUAAAACGGGACCACGUGGUUGGGGCAUAAGGUGCCUCAAUGAUAUUCCCCAUGGCGCUUUUAUUUGUAUUUAUGCAGGGAGAUUGCUCACUGAACAAGGCGCGAAUGAAGGAGGUAAAAAUUAUGGCGAUGAAUAUUUAGCAGAAUUAGAUUACGUGGAGGUAGUAGAAGGUUUCAAGGAGGGUUACGAAAGUGAUGUUCUCGAAUCGGAAAUGCCAAUGUCACCAGCAGAAAUUACUGCUAAGAAGAAAGUUGCCAGUGUGAGUGAUGAGGACGAAGAAAAUACGAAGGAAACUGUCAAUGACUCGGAUGAAGAUUUCAAUAUUGACAGCUAUGUAGCUUGUAAUAAAGAUCUGGAGUUGGAAACAACCGCGGAAUCAUCAUCUAUCAGGAAACGUUUAAGGAAACGGAAAAGAGAAGAAAUGGACAAUCAACCCGAUGUAUCUGAAGACAACAGCGAGGACGAAAGUGUUACGAGAGGUUCGGAGAAUACAAAAUCAUCUAGCGAAAAUCGUAUAACGGAUCAAGACACGAUCAAUAUCAGUGAUGAUGAAGAUAGUAGAAACGACGUGAGAAGAGAGCCAAGUAGAUUCGAGCCUAGUGUAGAACCUAAACAAAUAGAGAGAUCUACGUUCAAAUCCGUGAGAGAUUAUUUUGGCGAAGAUGAAGCUGUUUACAUCAUGGAUGCCAAAACGACUGGGAACAUUGGCCGAUAUUUAAACCACUCCUGUGAUCCAAAUGUGUUUGUGCAAAAUGUGUUCGUCGAUACGCAUGACGUGCGUUUUCCAUGGGUAGCGUUUUUCGCAUUACAGUACAUAAAAGCUGGACAAGAACUUACGUGGAAUUAUAGUUACGAUGUAGGAAGUAUACCGGGUAAAGUGAUCAUUUGCAAGUGUGGUGCAGCUAAUUGUAGAGGCCGUCUUUUAUAAAUUGACGUGCAUCUUACAACAAUAAAUUUAAUUUUUUA
This is a messenger RNA of Pogonomyrmex barbatus (red harvester ant), 3445 nucleotides long. RefSeq names its product SET domain bifurcated histone lysine methyltransferase eggless (gene egg). Gene Ontology annotation, molecular function: histone H3K9 methyltransferase activity; zinc ion binding; protein binding. The record is from RefSeq and is a predicted model, not a curated record. Gene Ontology annotation, biological process: heterochromatin organization; negative regulation of gene expression. Lineage: Eukaryota; Metazoa; Arthropoda; Insecta; Hymenoptera; Formicidae. Gene Ontology annotation, cellular component: nucleus.